CACACACACAUGAAAUUUUCAUCCUUUUCUCUUUCUGUUUCAUCACCUUCCUUCUUUAUCCCUUCCAUAUAACGUUUUAUAUUUACUCUUAAGGUUUCAUUCGUAAAGGAAAACAAUGAAACCUGAUGAACAAUGGCUUUUCCUAGUGUUUACCGUUUUCUCUUUAGCUUUCUUCUCGAUUGUGGACUCAGAUCUCGCCUCCGACAGGGUGGCUUUAGUCGCUCUACGUUCAGCCGUAGGCGGCCGUUCGCUUCUCUGGAACCUUUCUGGCUCUCCAUGCAAUUGGGUUGGAGUGUUUUGUACUCAAGACCGAGUCACUGAGUUGCGUCUUCCCGGUAUGGGGCUAUCCGGGCAGCUCCCCGUCGCCAUUGGGAACCUGUCUCAGCUUCAGAGUUUGUCUCUUCGUUACAACGCCUUGCACGGGUCGGUCCCGGCUGAUCUUGCUCAGCUUUCGAAUCUUCGCAACUUGUACUUGCAAGGGAACAUGUUUUCCGGUGAAAUUCCGGAGUUCUUGUUCACUUUACAGAACUUGAUUCGGUUGAAUUUAGCGGAUAAUAAUUUCACUGGUACGAUCUCUCCCAAUUUUAAUAACUUGACGAGAUUAAGGACUCUUUAUUUGGAGGAUAAUAACUUAACUGGGUCAAUCCCGGAACUGGAUUUGCCUCCUCUUCAACAAUUCAAUGUUUCGAAUAAUAACUUAAAUGGGUCGAUCCCAAAACGGUUUGCAAAAAUGGAUAUAAGUGCGUUUCAGGGAAAUACACUUUGUGGGAAACCGUUGGUGUCUUGUAAUGGUACUGAGAGUGAUAAUGGAUUGUCCGGUGGAGCGAUUGCUGGGAUUGUUAUUGGAUCGGUGAUUGGAUUUUUGAUAAUUUUAGCUUUAUUGAUAUGUUUGUGUAGAAGAAAGAAGAGUGAUAAUAAGACAACAAGUUCAAAAGAUAUAGCACCAGCUAGUGCAACGGUAAAGCAAACUGAGAUUGAAAUUCCCCGGGAAAAGACAUCAGUGAGUAGUGAGAAUACGAGUACUGAUUUGUCUGGGGCCGUGAAGGCCGAGGCGAAGAGUAGCGGGGAUAAGAAUUUGGUGUUCUUUGGGAAGGGGGCGAAGGUUUUUGAUUUGGAGGAUUUGUUGCGGGCAUCAGCUGAGGUGUUGGGGAAAGGCACAUUUGGGACAGCUUAUAAGGCCACUUUGGAAAUGGGGCUGGUGGUUGCUGUGAAGAGAUUGAAGGAUGUGACGGUGACGGAGAAGGAAUUUCGCGAGAAGAUGGAGGUGGUGGGGGCAAUGGAUCAUGAGAAUUUGGUUCCAUUAAGGGCCUAUUACUUUAGCAGGGAUGAAAAGCUUCUUGUGUAUGAUUACUUGCCUGUGGGAAGCUUAUCUGCACUUUUACAUGGAAACAGAGGUGGUGGUAGGACUCCAUUGAAUUGGGAAACCAGGUCCAACAUUGCCCUUGGAGCUGCUCGAGCUAUUUCGUACAUCCAUACUCAUGGUCCAGCGAUCUCCCAUGGAAAUAUCAAGUCAUCUAAUAUCCUCUUAUCUAAAUCCUACGAAGCCCGUGUCUCUGACUUUGGGCUUGCUCAUCUUGCAAGCCCCUCCUCUACUCCCAACCGAAUUGAUGGCUAUCGUGCUCCAGAGGUGACUGAUGCUCGCAAGGUAUCCCAAAAAGCAGAUGUCUACAGCUUUGGUGUAUUGCUACUGGAAUUGCUUACUGGGAAGGCACCUACCCAAGCCCUCUUGAACGAGGAAGGAGUGGACCUCCCGAGAUGGGUUCAAUCUAUUGUUAAAGAGGAGUGGACUUCUGAGGUGUUUGAUCUCGAGCUUCUCAGGUACCAGAAUGUGGAGGAGGAUAUGGUUCAGCUUUUACAGCUUGCCAUUAAUUGCACCGUUCAAUAUCCAGAUAAACGUCCUUCAAUGACCGAGGUGACAGGCCAGAUUGAGGAGAUAUGCCAUUCUAGCUUGCAACCCGAGCCAGACUCAGACCGUGGUUUAAUCCAUGAUUUGGAAGAUGGGUCGUCCCAGCAGGCUUACUCACUGGAUUCUGGUGCACCGCCACCUUCAGUAAAGGACGUCUGAAGAAGAUGAGCAGAAUCUUUCUUUGUUGGCCCCAUUUUUAUUAUUCAUAGUCUAGUGCAUUAAUUGUUUUUUAAUUCUUGGUUCAUCCUCUUCAAACUGAUGAACCUUUUGUUUUUUUUCUUUUUUUUUUCCCCCUUAUUCUUUGUCAUAGCGGCAUUUUUCUUUUACCUAGCCAGUAAUUACUUCCGAUUUGUAUGCGCUAGGGGGACUC
This is a messenger RNA of Pistacia vera, 2276 nucleotides long. Its product is annotated as probable inactive receptor kinase At5g16590. The coding region runs from base 116 to 2065 and encodes 649 amino acids. Gene Ontology annotation, molecular function: ATP binding; protein binding; protein kinase activity. The transcript is spliced from 2 exons. The record is from RefSeq and is a predicted model, not a curated record. Gene Ontology annotation, biological process: protein phosphorylation. NCBI's taxonomy places the organism in Eukaryota, Viridiplantae, Streptophyta, Magnoliopsida, Sapindales, Anacardiaceae.